Molecule: messenger RNA, 1071 nt
Organism: Melitaea cinxia (Glanville fritillary)
Lineage: Eukaryota; Metazoa; Arthropoda; Insecta; Lepidoptera; Nymphalidae
Exons: 2
Coding region: 1-1071 (356 amino acids)
Source: RefSeq, a predicted model, not a curated record
AUGAGUGAAUGUAAUUGUGAUGAAGAGGAAAAAGAUGACGAUAUGUUAUUUGAAAACAAUAGUGAGAUAUUAAAUUUGUCAGAGGAAGGUACAAAAAAUAUUUUGAACUGUGAACAACGGGUGGAAAAGAGACCACAUGAAAGCAGCGAUGAAAAUAUUAACAACGACAACGAGUUUAUUACUGUCACGAGGAGGAAAGUAAAAUAUCGCAUACAAUUUGCGAUGGCGAAGCUACUGAGGGAUGAAGAUAUUCAAAAUAUUGUUAAAAUUAAGUAUAAAGGCCCAUAUAAAGUAUUAAUUCAGUUUAAUUCAGCUGAUAGUGCUGAUAAACUUCUAAAAUGUACAAAAAUGGUAGAUUUAGGGUUUAAGUGUAUGAUGACUAUGGAAAAUGUAUAUACUUACGGUGUAGUAAAGGGGGUUGAUCUAGAACUUGACGACAAAGAGAUAUUGGAGAAUUUAACUUCAGAAUAUGAAAUCAUCGCUGUUAAAAGACUUAAGCGCGUAGAUUAUGACGGGAAAUGGAUAAAUAGUGAAGCUUGCCGCAUUUCUUUUAAAGAAAAUACACUACCUUCAUAUGUAAAAGGAUAUGGUGUUAGAUUCAAGGUAGAACCGUUUUUGUUCCCGGUUAGUCAAUGCUCAGGCUGUUGGAAAUUCGGUCAUUUCUUAAGAUUUUGUCCUACUAGAAAGAUUCUUUGUCCAAAAUGUGGAGGGAAUCAUGACAACUGUGAAACGAAAGAAUUGAAAUGUCUUAAUUGUAAAGGUCCACAUUUUGUGCUAGACAAAAAUUGUCCUAUGUUUGUCAAGGAAAAAAAAAUUAGAGUAAUCAUGAGUGAAAGAAAUGUAACAUACAGAAAAGCAUUGGAGAUAUAUUUGCAAGAAAAUCAUUCAAAUACUCAAGUACCGGAUCCUAAGUAUAGUCCAAAAGAAAAGAUAAAUGUGCUCAACAGUCAAACAGAAAUAUAUAAUAAAAAUCUGUACAGUUCAAAAGUUGCGAGUGAGGCUUUGAUAGAAAUAGAUUGUUCUUCACGUGAAAGUGAUAAUGAAAAAGAAGACUAUGUAGAAAAAAAAUGA